This is a messenger RNA of Sparassis crispa, 1119 nucleotides long. RefSeq names its product Protein disulfide-isomerase tigA. The record is from RefSeq and is a predicted model, not a curated record. NCBI's taxonomy places the organism in Eukaryota, Fungi, Basidiomycota, Agaricomycetes, Polyporales, Sparassidaceae. Gene Ontology annotation, biological process: protein folding. Gene Ontology annotation, molecular function: protein disulfide isomerase activity. The transcript has 11 exons. The coding region runs from base 1 to 1119 and encodes 372 amino acids. Gene Ontology annotation, cellular component: endoplasmic reticulum.
AUGAAGUUUGUGUUCUCUGUCUUUGCCGCGGCGGUGUCACUAGGCGGCGUAUGGGCGUCGAACGUCCUCGAGCUCGAUGCGAGCAACUUCGACAGCGUGAUCGGGCACGGUAAGCCUGCGCUGGUGGAAUUCUUCGCGCCGUGGUGUGGGCAUUGCAAGAAUCUCGCACCUGUGUAUGAGCAACUAGCGGAUGCAUUUGCGUAUGCUAAGGAUAAGGUGGUAAUUGCGAAGGUGGACGCGGAUGGCGCUGGCAGGCCCCUAGGGCAGAAGUACGAUGUUUCAGGCUUUCCGACAUUGAAGUGGUUUGGCCCUGAUGGGGGCGAGCCAGAGAAGUAUGAAGGUGGUCGGGACUUGGAUUCUCUUACCGCUUUCAUCACAGAAAAAUCGGGCAUGAAGUCCUCCAUCAAGCCUCCCCCACCACCAGCGUACCAGAUUCUUGACGUUAGCACGUUUAACGAUGUCGCGCUGAACAAGGAGAAGGAUGUUCUGAUCAGCUUCACUGCACCCUGGUGUGGACACUGCAAGCGAUUGAAGCCCAUCUACGACGAAGUCGCAAAGGACUUUGCGAACGAGCCUAACUGCGUGGUUGCGAACGUGGACGCCGAUGCCGCACCUAACAAGCCCCUCGCGACUGCGUACGAUGUUCAGAGCUUCCCCACCAUCAAAUUCUUUGGCAAGGAUUCCAAGGAGAAGCCUGAGGCGUACGAAGGCGCACGCACUGAAGAGGCAUUCGUUGAGUUCUUGAACGAGAAGUGCGGAACGCAGCGGACUGUCGGUGGUGGACUUACCGAAUUUGCCGGGCGUCUUCCGGAGUUUGACACCCUCGCCUCGCAAUUCUACGCCGCUACCGGCGCAGCGCGUGAUGAGGUCUACAAGCAAGCAUCUGCCCUCGCUAAGACCGUUGGGCCGGCAGCGAGGCACUAUGUCCGCGUCAUGGAGAAGGUCGUGAACGGCAGCGAGGAGUACAUCCAGAAGGAAACGAAGCGGCUUGUAUCUAUCCUGAGCAAGCGCACGAUGUUGCCGACGAAGCUCGACGAGAUCAAAAUCAAGGCGAACAUCCUCGGGGCAUUCGCACCUGUCAAGCGGGAGACAGGCGGGAGGGCUGCUGCGGAGCUCUGA